Cornus florida is the source of this 3852-nucleotide messenger RNA. RefSeq names its product GDP-mannose transporter GONST1-like. Bases 2731 to 3852 code for a protein of 373 amino acids. The transcript is spliced from 4 exons. Lineage: Eukaryota; Viridiplantae; Streptophyta; Magnoliopsida; Cornales; Cornaceae. The record is from RefSeq and is a predicted model, not a curated record. Gene Ontology annotation, molecular function: antiporter activity; GDP-mannose transmembrane transporter activity. Gene Ontology annotation, cellular component: Golgi apparatus.
AAAAAGGACAUUAUAUUUACCGUAUUAGUAAUUAGUUUUGUUUAUUAACUAUUUCACUUACAUACUAUUUGAAUACAAUCAUAUUUGUAAUCCAGUAAAAAAACUUGUCCUUUAUUAAAUUAUUCCUUUUUUAUUUUGAUUUUUAUAUAACAAUAAAAUAGUUUAUUGCUAAUUCUUCUUCACCUUUCAAAUUGGUUGAGCGUUCAAAUAGCGUGAGUUCCUUGUUAAGAAAAGAAAAAAAGCAAAAAAAAAAAAAAAUGAUUUAUAUAUCGUUGUCUCACACAAUAAAGCGUGGACUAGGGAGAAGACUAUUCUUUUCAAAUCUUUAUUACUCUAUUCUCGUUCUCAACUCUCUCUCUGUCUGCAGCUGUAAACUACAAAAUCUUCAAGAAUCAGAAGUCAAAACCCAUAUAUUUCAGAUUAUCUAUCGGCAUAUCAUUUCAGAUUCUUCAAAAAAUCAAAACCAAUAUCUUUCAGUUUCCAUCGCCCGCUGUUCCAGUUCGGGUUCGCCGAUCGCAAGCUUCAGCCGCUGUCUCUCAACUCCCAAGCUUCUCUCUCUGCAACUGCUAACUUGUAUGAUUUGAAAGACUAAUUGGUCAAUUUGGGUUGAACUUGAGUCUUGAACAAGCUGAAGGCCCUUAUCGUGCAUUAUAAUUUUUACAAUUACAGCAUCCUACGGCCCUACCAUCUUUUAGAGUGCUUUCAUCACUUCAGACUGACUUUUGUGCUUUGAGCAACUUGGAGGAGCUUAAUUUGACUGUUAGUGUGAAGGGGCUGAUUACUGUAAAAGAUCUAUGGCUAGGCAAGGAAGCACGAUAGCCACAAAAGAAGAUGUUCAAAAUUUGCAAAAAAAUCUGCAACGUCAAAUUUCUUGAUUGAGCACUAUAUUAGAACAAAUUUCUCCUCUAAAUCUGGUCAGUAGGAGAGAGAGGAAUCAACAAAUGAAUGCAUAUGAAUUCGAAUAUUGGACAGAACAGACUACUGGAAAAAGAAGUCAGCAUCAUAAGUUGUCUAGAAGACCAAAACAGGGUGCUGCCACAUUGGUUAAACAGCCGCAGAACACUUGGACAACAAAGAACAAUACCAAGGAGUCUGAAUUUUGGUACUACAGACAUGAGGAGCUGAGAUUCAAACCUGUCAAGUGUCCGAUAAUUUUAGAUAAUCGUGUAAUCAAUGCAAAGCAACUCAUCACUGAGGAAGACAUUGGAAAUCAUGCUGAUUUUGACAAUGCCAAAUCAGCUUGGGAUGAAUUUGUUGGAUGGGAUGAUGAAGAAGGUGAGACACUGCAGGAAAACUCAACUUUUUCACUUGAAGAAUUUGACAAAAAGGAGGAGGAACAUAAAGAUGAAAUUUCUUUCGUGAAUGAUGCAAUUGAAUCGAAUAGCGCAACAACUGAAAAUCAACCAGCCUACAACGAAGCUGAGAUUGAAGACGACAAAAAGGCGGAGGACAUCUAAGGAAGCAACCAUCAACUUGUCUAAAGUUGCAGAAGCUGUCACUGGUCAACCUGCUCUUCAUGGAUUUCUCAACAAUUGCUCUGCUAAAAUCUUGCCUAUUGCAUUUCCUGGUCAGGGCUAUGCCCGAGUCUUAUGUUCUUAUGAUGAUUUGCCUAAAACUCUAGUUGAAAAUCUGAAUCAGGGCAUCUGCUGUCAAGAGCAUGGAUUUCCAUCCAGUUCAACAAACUCUGUUUCUUCUUGCGACGAAUGUUGGUAAUGUUGCAUCAUGGGAAGCUGGUGGUAGGGAGGAGUGUGCUUCUAGAAAUUUCAAGGUCUAUGACAUUGGAUCGUGUUCAAUGACUUUGCAGGCAUCUUUGGCUAAUGAGUAUGCUGCAUCAGUGAACAAAGUGAUAUGGAGUCCUGAUGGCAUCCUUUUGGGUGUGUAGCACAUUCCAAGCACACUUUGCAGUUAUAUUCCUAUCAUACUGGUGAGGAUGUCCAAAAGAAUCUAGAGAUUGAUGCUCAUGUUGAUCUUGCUUUCUCUGAUCCAAACCAACAGUUAUGCUUCAGAACUUUUGGAGAGGACAAGACAACUAAGGUUUGGGAUGUUGCUACUGGUUCUAGGCAAUACACUACUUUUGAGGGUCAUGAGGAUGCUAUUUAUUAUGUAUGCGCACACAAUAAGGAAAAAAUUCAGUGCAUCUUUUCAGCAGCUAUUGAGGGUAAAAAGAUUAAAUCUGAUUUGGCAAUAUCUUCUCAUGGAGGAGAAUCUGAAGAUAAAAACAAUGAACUUGCCGUGGUACAUGGCACGACAAGCAUUACAUCAGUUUCAAGUUUCUGGAAUAACUUCGUAAGAAAUGAAGCUACUUUGUUCAUGAGGUUGGAAAAUCAUGGAUUCCAUAUUCAUGACUCAAUUUGGGAUGAUUUCUUGAUGUGACAUGACUUGGAGUCGUUGUCAUUCAAAAAUCAGAUUAAUUCGGAUUUUGUUUCAUGAUAUGUGUUCAAGCAAGCUUCAGAAACCUUCUAAAUUUAAAGAAAGAGCUUGGGAAAUUCAUGAUAAGAUGCUUUUUGCUGGUGAAAGAAAAUUAUUGUGUUUUGUUCGAGUAAGGAAAAGAAGAAGGCAAGGAUGGAAGACCUUAUCCGGGUUUUUAGUAGAUCGUGGUAAAUUGCUUCAAACUCGAGGUUGAGUUUUCUUCAAGGAGGAGGGUCUGAUGCAAAUCAGUAAUGGUGCUUUAGUUAGGAUUGAGGCAGUCAAUGGUGCCUUGAAAAGAAUUUAGAGGCAACCAACACCCAUAUGGCUUCCUCUUUUGAUGAUGUCCAACAAGGAAUAAUCUCCUUGAAUGACAAACUCGAAACUCUUACCCAGAUUUUCACCCUUUCCUCCACCCCUGAUGCAGCUCUUCAGGAACAAAUAAAUCAAAUGACUAUCGAUUUAGCCAAACUUCAAAAAGCUAAAAUGUCUGAUUUAUAUCCACCAGAUCCACCAGAUCCUCCAUCAAAGGAUUCGGCGCUUCCCUCCGACGAUACCUUUCCACCAGUUAACCCCUCUGUUGGCAAACCUACCCGUUACAAGGUUAAACCUUUGUUUUACGGACAUGAAGACAAGGUCGAAAUCCUUAAGGUCUUCUCUGAACCCUCUUCUUCUACUUAUCGUGGAGAUGAUUAUGAAAGCAUCAUAGAUCAGCUCAAUUGUUUACAAGCUUUAUAUGUCGACCCACAACUUACGUUCGACGAAAGCGCUCAUAUCAUUACUCGAAUGCGCCAGAUCUCAUUACAAAAUGAGAAUCUACUUACGCACUUUGGUUACACACCAAACGACAGCUCAAGUUCCUCUGACGAAGAAAAUACAUCCGAAGACGAACAAAUUUACGCCUUUUCGGAUAAGUCCGACUCUUCUGAAGAACUCGAUGAAACCAUUGAGGCCGAUCCUAUUCCGACUUCCUCUUCCGAGACCACCCUCGACGAAGUCCCCAAACCUACAAAAGGAAAAACCAAACAACGUCCAUCUGAGACGAUUCUAGACGAAUCCUUCUAUGGCGACUUUCCUACUGAAGACUUUCUCCCAGCCGAAGAAGUCUCUGGCUCAGGCCAAAAGACUGACGACGAAAAAGCCAAACCAGCUGAACCCAAAGUCUAUACCUCCUCGUAUAAAUACGACUUUUCUACCGUCCCCACCUGGACAAGAAAAGAUGACCUCAAUAAGUUCCCCAUUUCACAACAUGGCACUUAUUUGGACCUCACAAAUGUUCCCUAUAAAGACCAUUUGAAAACUAUAGACGAAUGGGCACAGUCCUUAGCCAUUCUAGUCAAUAACUACAAAGGAACCUGGGAACGUGACCGCUUCCUUGAUUACCUUUCAGCAACCCUCCAAGGUGAUGCUCUCGACUGGCUUCGACAAUGGGAUCAAACUCCUUAA